AUGUCCAGCAGUACACAAAAGACACCGAUAUGGCAGUUUAAAGCCUUCCAGAACUGGGUCAAGACCAUCCUGAUAUCAGAGUUGGUAGAGGUCGAUGGCAAUGUUGCAGAGUUGUUCUGUGGAAGCGGUUUGGAUCUUGGCAAAUGGGAAAGAGCAAGGAUAGGAAGAUAUAUAGGUAUAGAUACAAUUCAAUCAAGUCUCAAAGAAGCAGAAGCAAGUUGGCAACAAAGAAAGUGCACCUACGAUGCUCAAUUCUUGAAUAUAGACACAUUGAAUACAAACUUAAAUGAACAACUACCAACAGAUAUGCAGUUUGAUGUUGUAUCAUGCUUUGAUGGCAUGCAACGAGCAUUCAGUGACAUGGAGCAGGCCAACACAUUCAUCAAGAACGCAAGCUCAAGACUAAAGAAUGGAGGCUACUUCUUUGGCAUACUGCCCGACUCUUCAGCCAUUUGGUACAAGUCUCAAAAGGUGACCUCUGGUCUACCCUGUAUCAAAUCAACAUUGUUCAACAUUGACUUUGGAUCAGAUACAUUCAGCUUCUUUGGCAGCACCUACAACAUGUCCAUGAAGGAUGGCUCCAGCAUCACAGAGAGUUUGGUUCACUUCCCAACAUUCAUCAGUCUAUGCAAACAACACGGUUUGUUAUUCAUAGAGGCAUCAAACUUGUCAGAGUUCUACGAAGACAACAAGAAGAACUAUGAUGCCAAACUCAAACAAUCAGGAGUAUUGGUUGGUAAAGGAAAGAUAGAGCCUGCACAGAUGGAGUUGAUAAGCUUGUACACUACAUUCAUAUUCUACAAGGAAACAGAAUUACCAAAGAUCAUACAGAGUUAA
This is a messenger RNA of Acytostelium subglobosum LB1, 837 nucleotides long. RefSeq lists its product as hypothetical. Gene Ontology annotation, cellular component: nucleus. The record is from RefSeq and is a predicted model, not a curated record. Gene Ontology annotation, molecular function: mRNA 5'-cap (guanine-N7-)-methyltransferase activity. The transcript is spliced from 4 exons. Bases 1 to 837 code for a protein of 278 amino acids. Gene Ontology annotation, biological process: 7-methylguanosine mRNA capping. Lineage: Eukaryota; Evosea; Eumycetozoa; Acytosteliales; Acytosteliaceae.